AUGAAAAAGUUAUUUGUUUUUUUAAUUAUUUGUAUUUUCAAAAUAUGGAUUGAAAAAGUUAAAGCUUCUAAAUUUAUAAGUUUCAAAAGAAAAAAAAAUGUAACAUCACUUGAUAUAAAUCACUUAAAUAAUAAAGAAAAUGGAAGUUAUAGUUUUCUUAUGACAAAAAAAGAAAAUGAUGAAGAAAAAGAUAAUAAAGAUGGUAAUUCAAAAAAAGAGAAAGAAAAUGAUGAAAAUGGCUCAAAUGAUAAGAAAAAUGAAGAAAAUAGUUCAAAUGAAAAAAGACAUGAAGAAGAUAAUGUAAGUGAAAAAAAGAAUAAAGAAAAUUCAACAGAAAGAAAACAUGAAGAAGAUAAUACAAACGAAAAAAAGCAUGAAGACGAUAAUUCAACAGAAAAAAAGCAUGAAGAAGGGAAUCCAAGCGAAAAAAAAAAUGAAGAAGAUAAUUCAAACGAAAAAAAAAAUGAAGAAGAGAAUUCUAGCGAAAAAAAUAAUGAUGAAAGUAAUAUAAAAAAAAAAGAUGAAAAUACACCUGUUGAGAAAAAUAUCACUAAAAGCAAUUUGUUGGAAUAUGGUACUCAUGAUAGAGAUGGAAAUUUCAUUCCUUCAUAUAAAACAUUAACUGAUGAAAUUCUUUCAACAAACAAUUCACUGGAAAAAUCAUUAAGUUUCCUAAAAAUUGCUUGUUCUCAUAUAUUGAAAAUUUUAGAAUUUAUCCCAGAAUCAAAGUUAUCAUCUCAAUAUAUAAAGAUAGAAUCAAAAAAUGUUUACUUAAAAGAUAUUGGUUCUGAAUGUCAAAGUUUAUAUUUCUCAUUACAAAAAUUAGGUAUGACAGUAAUUGUACUUAAUUCAAAAAUUAGCAAAUUGAUUUAUGUUCAAGAAAAGUAG
Molecule: messenger RNA, 888 nt
Organism: Plasmodium gallinaceum
Lineage: Eukaryota; Apicomplexa; Aconoidasida; Haemosporida; Plasmodiidae
Product: conserved Plasmodium protein, unknown function
Exons: 2
Coding region: 1-888 (295 amino acids)
Source: RefSeq, a predicted model, not a curated record